AUGUUUCUAGAAGGUGAGAGGAUUCUCCAGACAUCUCUGGGGCCAAUAGAGUGGAGCACAUCUUUUGUUUCCAAAAACUGGCAAUUUAACAAGUGCAAAGGUAUUGUUUUUGACACAGAUCAAGCAAAAAUGAGCGUGGUCGGGUUUGAUUUCGGUAAUGAGAGCUGUAUUGUUGCUGUUGCAAGGCAGAGGGGGAUCGAUGUGGUACUCAAUGAUGAGUCCAAGCGUGAAACACCUGCAAUUGUAUGUUUUGGUGACAAACAACGGUUCCUUGGGACAGCUGGGGCUGCAUCUACUAUGAUGAAUCCAAAGAAUUCAAUCUCACAAAUAAAGAGGUUAAUUGGUAGACAAUUUGCUGAUCCAGAACUGCAGCGAGAUCUGAAGACAUUCCCUUUUGCUGUCACUGAAGGGCCUGAUGGAUAUCCAUUGAUUCAUGCGCGGUACUUGGGUGAAGUUAAAACAUUUACCCCUACACAAGUGUUCGGAAUGAUGUUAUCAAACCUUAAAGAAAUAGCUGAGAAGAAUCUGAAUGCUGCUGUUGUUGAUUGCUGCAUUGGAAUUCCACUUUACUUUACUGAUCUGCAGCGGAGGGCAGUUUUGGAUGCUGCCACUAUUGCGGGUUUGCACCCACUUCGCCUGUUUCAUGAAACAACAGCAACUGCAUUGGCUUAUGGAAUCUAUAAGACCGACCUUCCUGAAAAUGAUCAGCUGAAUGUUGCCUUUGUUGAUGUUGGGCAUGCUAGCAUGCAAGUGUGCAUUGCUGGAUUUAAAAAGGGGCAGCUGAAAGUGUUGUCCCAGUCAUAUGAUAGGUCCCUAGGUGGGAGGGACUUCGACGAGGUUCUGUUCAAUCAUUUUGCUGCAAAGUUUAAGGAGGAGUACAAAAUUGAUGUAUAUCAAAACGCCAGGGCUUGUCUAAGGUUGAGGGCUGCAUGUGAGAAGCUGAAGAAGGUGCUUAGUGCUAAUCCAGAGGCACCUUUGAACAUUGAGUGCUUAAUGGAAGAGAAAGAUGUCAGAAGCUUUAUCAAGCGGGAUGAGUUUGAGCAACUAAGUCUUCCAAUUUUGGAACGAGUGAAAGGACCUCUGGAGAAGGCACUUGCAGAGGCAGGUCUUACAGUUGAAAAUGUUCACAUGGUUGAGGUGGUUGGUUCUGGAUCUCGUGUACCAGCUGUAAACAAAAUAUUGGCAGAGUUCUUCAAAAAGGAGCCUAGGCGGACAAUGAAUGCAAGUGAGUGUGUUGCCAGGGGUUGUGCAUUGCAGUGUGCAAUUCUCAGUCCGACUUUUAAAGUUCGGGAGUUUCAGGUCAACGAAAGCUUUCCUUUCUCAAUUUCACUCUCGUGGAAAGGUGCAAGUUCUGAUGCACAGGAUAGUGGACCAGAUAAUGUACAAAGUACCCUUGUUUUCCCCAAGGGAAAUCCCAUACCAAGUGUGAAGGCAUUGACAAUCUACAGGCGAGGAACCUUUUCUAUUGAUGUUCAAUAUGAUGAUGUGAGUGGUUUGCAAACACCUGCAAAGAUCAGCACAUACACUAUUGGCCCUUUUCAAUCAACAAAAAGUGAAAAAGCAAAAAUUAAAGUGAAAGUUAGGUUGAAUCUGCAUGGAGUUGUAUCUAUCGAAUCUGCAACUCUCUUGGAAGAGGAGGAAAUUGAGGUUCCUGUUUCCAAAGAAUCAGCAGAAGAUACCAAGAUGGAAACUGAUGAAGCUCCUGCUGAUACUCCUGCACCUCCUAGCACCAAUGACAAUGAUGUCAACAUGCAAGAUGCUAAUGCCAAUGCAGGUUCUGAUGUCCCUGGGGCUGAAAAUGGUAUUCCUGAGGCAGGAGAUAAGCCUGUGCAAAUGGAUACUGAUACCAAGGCCGAGGCUCCAAAGAAAAAAGUUAAGAAAAUAAAUAUUCCUGUCGUGGAGUUAGUUUACGGAGCAAUGUCACCUGCCGAUGUUCAGAAAGCUGUCGAGAAGGAGUUUGAAAUGGCGUUGCAAGAUCGAGUGAUGGAGGAAACAAAAGACAAGAAAAAUGCUGUAGAGGCUUAUGUUUAUGACAUGAGAAACAAGCUUAAUGACAAAUACCAUGAGUUUGUCAUUGAUUCAGAGAGGGAAGCAUUUACUGCUAAGCUUCAGGAGGUGGAAGACUGGCUAUAUGAGGAUGGUGAAGAUGAAACUAAAGGUGUAUACAUUGCCAAACUAGAAGAGCUCAAGAAGCAAGGUGAUCCAAUUGAAGAGCGUUACAAAGAAUCCAUGGAGAGGGGUUCAGUAAUUGAUACUCUCGUCUAUUGUAUAAAUAGUUACAGAGAUGCUGCAAUGUCAAAUGAACCCAAAUUUGAUCACAUCGACAUCGAUGAGAAACAGAAGGUCCUAAAUGAAUGUGUGGAAGCUGAGAACUGGCUCAGGGAGAAAAAACAUCAGCAGGACUCGCUUCCAAAAUAUGCUUCCCCUGUACUUUUGUCAGCUGAUAUAAGAAAGAAAGCUGAAGCUGUUGACAGGUUCUGUAAGCCAAUUAUGACAAAACCAAAGCCACCACCACCAAAGCCAACCACUCCAGAAGCACCAGCAACCCCACCUCCUCAGGCCAGUGAGCAGCAACAGCAACAGCAACAAACACCACCUAAGGAGAAUCCUAAUGCCAGUAGUAAUGAAAAUGCAGGGGACAAUGGUAGUACAGCCCCGCCACCGGCAUCUGGUGAACCAAUGGAGACUGAGAAAUCAGAGAACACAGGCUCUGCUUAA
This is a messenger RNA of Sphenostylis stenocarpa, 2718 nucleotides long. NCBI's taxonomy places the organism in Eukaryota, Viridiplantae, Streptophyta, Magnoliopsida, Fabales, Fabaceae. The record is from the annotation of a GenBank genome assembly.